AUGUCUAGAACACCCUCGCUUUCGUCCUAUGUAGGAUCAACCUCUUUCGCAUCUGAUGCGGCAUCUCAACCCACCCUUCAUACUGGCGACGCGCCUCAAUAUGAACCUAUCGGACAUGGCCUUCCACUUGAAUUUGGUCUCCGAAACAUGAACAACGAGAACAAAGUCCGAGUCUUGAAGACUCCGCGUGUGCGACGCCGCCAUAAGACCGCAAAGGGCGACAAAGCCUCAAAAAUCGAAAUUCCGGCACCCUUGAGCCAGUUAACCCAGCACCUGCACCACGUUCCAAUCAAGGAUAUGGAAGCCUGGGUGAAUCGAACAGGCGACAUUCGUCGUCGAGACGCUAAGAAGUCCGGCAAAAUCGCACGGCCUAUGAACUCGUUCAUGAUGUACCGCUCUGCUUAUGCAGAACGGGCAAAGGAAUGGUGCAAGCAGAACAACCACCAGGUCGUCUCAUGUCUCGCGGGGACAAGCUGGCCUAUGGAGCCGCCCGAGAUUCGGGAAAAAUACGAGUUGCUGGCUUUGGUUGAAAGAGACAACCAUCAAAAAGCACAUCCUGAAUACAAGUUCGCUCCGAACAAGACUCAGACGCCGCCUCGUAAGAGGCGAGCCAAUAACGACAACGGUAGUGAUGCGGACGAUUCUGCAUCUCGGAUUGCCUCCACUGAGUCCCCGAACCCUCACAAGCUGAUGAAGCUGAAGAGUGAAUAUGACAGCCGUGAAUCGACUCCAUAUGACCAGGAACCUCUGUGCACUGAGCACUACCAAGCUCGAUGGUCAGCUCCUAUUGGCCGACCUUUGCCAACACGCCUCAUAGCGCCUCACGAGCAACAGCAUCAUGGUCUAUACUACAUGAAUGCACAUGGAACAUUUGCUAACAUGAUUCGAUCUUCUGACGAUUCGCACGCGGCUGCACGGCCCACCGGUUAUGUCAUCAACAAUGGAUAUAGCGUGUCAACCAGUCUGGCGAGUAUCCCAGGAAGCAUCAACCAAGAAUUGUUGCGUCCAUAUAGCAGCAACAGCAGUACUGUGAGCACUUCCACUGCAAACAGUAGCAAUCAUAUCCUUAACAAUGGUGCCGUGGCUACUCGCAUGGAUGACAGCCAGCUAGACCCACAGCUAUUGACGUCCCACCAAGCUGGGCUUGACAUGCGUUCGUAUAACCAUGUCAACAUGUCUACAAUGUGGCCACAGCACGAUCAGGAUCUGGGUACAUAUAUGCCCAUGAGUGCUCCGAUGGGAAACAACGGUGAUUCAUAUGAUCCAUUGAACACUGGCUAUACCAUGCAACCUCUGGAAGAGGGACAGCAGGUCUGGGCGCCGUGCGGCGAGAAUGAGGGAAUCAGCGGGUGUGAGGUUGUUGGCAAAGACUUUGACCAGUGGAUUCAUAAUCAGAACCACCAUCACUAUGGUGGACCACAGUGA
This is a messenger RNA of Talaromyces marneffei, 1425 nucleotides long. RefSeq lists its product as uncharacterized. NCBI's taxonomy places the organism in Eukaryota, Fungi, Ascomycota, Eurotiomycetes, Eurotiales, Trichocomaceae. The record is from RefSeq and is a predicted model, not a curated record. The coding region runs from base 1 to 1425 and encodes 474 amino acids. Gene Ontology annotation, molecular function: RNA polymerase II cis-regulatory region sequence-specific DNA binding; DNA-binding transcription factor activity, RNA polymerase II-specific. The transcript is spliced from 3 exons. Gene Ontology annotation, cellular component: nucleus. Gene Ontology annotation, biological process: regulation of transcription by RNA polymerase II.